CUGGAAAGUCUAGCAACCAGCAUUUCAUUGUUUGUUUGAGAAAAUGGCAGAUUCGCUAGCAAAGUAUGGUCUUUAUAUUGAUGAUUUGAGUAAAAUACGAGUCUUAGAUCCCGAAGUUGUUAAUCAAGCGGUAAAAUUAAAAGAUGAAAGUCAAAAUUUUGUCAUCAAAAUCACGGAAUUCAAGAAGAGUACUGAUGAGUUUAUUAACAUUUUGGACAAUGUAGGGCAACAAGUGGACAAGGAAAAGAUGAAAGUGAUUGGUGCACGUAAUUUACUUCGUUCUGUUGCCAAAGAACGAGAAGAACGAAAGCAACAAAUGCAGGCUUUAAUUAUGGAAAAGUCCAUAGAACUGGAAAGACUUCGAGUUCAAUAUGAUUCUUUAAAAAAAAUUGAAAUAGAGCAAUUAGAAAUUAUUGAACAUCUUGCAGUAAAUUAGAAAUUUAUAUUUUUUUUUGUGAGACCGUUGACAAUUCUGUCCAUAUUAAUAUUUGUUAAAUUAAAAAAUUAUUAAUAAUUAUUGUAUAAAUAAAUUAAUAAAUAAAAAAUAAUUUUUCCAGAAA
Molecule: messenger RNA, 560 nt
Organism: Leptopilina boulardi
Lineage: Eukaryota; Metazoa; Arthropoda; Insecta; Hymenoptera; Figitidae
Gene: IFT20
Product: intraflagellar transport protein 20 homolog
Exons: 3
Coding region: 44-436 (130 amino acids)
Biological process (GO): intraciliary transport; centrosome localization; protein localization to cilium
Cellular component (GO): centrosome; Golgi apparatus; cilium
Source: RefSeq, a predicted model, not a curated record